AUGGCGGGCAGAGGGCGAAUAUGGGUGAUCGGGAUCCAAUCUCUCGGGCUGGCGGUGGCCACGCUGGCGCAGGGGGCGCUCCCGACCGCCUCGCUCAUCGGCACCCCUGCGGCGGCCGCGCCCACCGCGGCCGCGCUCGUCGCGCCCCGCGCGGCCGUGGUGGCCGGCAGCUGCCUGGCCGCGAUCCCGGCCGGCAGCCAGUGCGGCGGCAACGAGACCAACCCCUACAUGACGUGCGCCGACUUCAACAGCUGCCAGAACACGCCCUGGGCCGGCGCCUGCUGCCAGGCCGGCGCGGGCUGCGCGCAGCUGCAGUCGGACACCUGCUGGACCUGCGGCGGCGGCCUGCCCCCGUUCCUGCAGGGCCUGCCAGAGUCUGCGCCUGGCAACUGCACGUCGAUGCCCAACGGGGACUUUGACUAUGGCUGCGUCCUGGGCGCGUCGAUGUUCUUCUAUCAGGCGCAGCGCAGCGGCCGCCUGCCGGCGGACAACCCGGUGGCAUGGCGGGGGAACUCUGGGCUGAGGGAUGUGGCGCCGAACGGCAACGACCUCACCGGUGGAUGGUAUGACGCGGGCGACACGACGCGCUUCACCUUCCCGGCCGCCUACACCAUCUCCACCCUGGCGCUCGGCUACCUGGCGUUCCCUGAGGGCUACCAGCGGUCGGGUCAGGACGUCGCGCUGAAGCGCAACCUCAAGUGGGGCGCUGACUGGAUCCUCAAGGCGCGCUUCAACUCGAGCUCCCUCGUGGCUGUGACCUGGGCGCCUGGCGCGACCAUCCCCCAGGCGCACCUCUUUUGGGGCCACCCCGAGGACAUCGUCGGCCCCGCCGCAACGCGCGCUCUGCCGCCCGGCCGGCCCGGCGCAGACCUGCUCGCGCAGGCGGCUGCGGCGCUGGCGGCGACGGCUGUGAUUUUCAAGGACGACUCUGUGGACUAUGCGGGCGAGCUGAUCAGCGUGGCCGAGGGGCUGUACGCCCAGGCCAAGGAUCAGGAGGGCCUCUACUCUGACAGCGUGCCCGAGGUUAAAGGUUACUACACCAGCUUCAGCUUUGUGGAUGACCUGGCAUGGGCCGCCAGCUGGCUGGCGGUGGCCACAGGGGACCAGUACACGCGCGAGGAGGCGCGGCUCUACUGGCAGCGCCACAUCAGCGACGAGGGCGGCGGCGAGGGCAGGAGGUUUGACUACAACAACCUGCAGCAGGGCGUCGGCUACCUCAUGAGCCUGCUGUACCCCGAGAAGAAGGACCAGUACCUCCAGCCGAUCCGCAGCGUGAUGGAGCUCUGGCUCAACGAGAGGUCAAACAUCACAUUCUCACCCAAGGGCAUGGCGUACAUCGACAGCUGGGGCAACCUGCGGUACGUGGCCAAUCAGGCAUUCAUGGCGCUGCUGUACAACCGCGCGUACAAGGCCGACCGCAGCCGCCGCGCGCUCGUGUACAGCUGCUUCGCGCGCAAGCAGCUGCGCUACAUGCUGGGGGAGUCCGGCCAGAGCUACGUCGUCGGCGUCGGGUCCAGCCCCGUCUGCAGGCCCCACCACCGCGCAGCGUCGUGCGGGCCGCUCGGCAGCCGCUGCGACUGCUCCGCGCUGAGGAACCCGGGGUGUAACCCCAACACGCUGUACGGCGCGCUGGUGGGCGGCCCGGGCCCGAAGGACGAUUUCAACGAUGCGAGGAACAACUACCAGCAGAACGAGGUGGCCCUGGACUGGAACGCCGGGUUCUCGGGCGUGCUGGCCGGACUGGCUUCUGGGUCAGUGAGCAGCUGGGAGGACUGCAAGUCCGGCGGGCUGACGAGCGGCCGUGGCAGCACGAGCGGCGCCGGCGGCGCGGCGGCGCGGGGCGCCAAGGGGUGGGCGGCGCCGCUGCUGGCGGCGGCGGCCGCCGCGGCCGCGGGCGGGCUGCUGGUGAGUUGA
Monoraphidium neglectum is the source of this 1914-nucleotide messenger RNA. RefSeq names its product cellulase. The transcript has 7 exons. Gene Ontology annotation, biological process: carbohydrate metabolic process. The record is from RefSeq and is a predicted model, not a curated record. Gene Ontology annotation, molecular function: hydrolase activity, hydrolyzing O-glycosyl compounds. NCBI's taxonomy places the organism in Eukaryota, Viridiplantae, Chlorophyta, Chlorophyceae, Sphaeropleales, Selenastraceae. Bases 1 to 1914 code for a protein of 637 amino acids.